This is a messenger RNA of Schistosoma turkestanicum, 1139 nucleotides long. Lineage: Eukaryota; Metazoa; Platyhelminthes; Trematoda; Strigeidida; Schistosomatidae. The record is from the annotation of a GenBank genome assembly.
GAGCAGAAUAUGAUUCUGGUGCACAAGAUCUUUGUGGUGAACCACAAAGUUUACAUUUACUAAUACAACGUGAUUUUCCUGAUUUAUAUAAAAUUGUUUUUUCAUUAUUACCUUACAAUUCAAUAAAAACUAAUUUUGAUAAUCCUAAUGUAAAUACUACUAAUAAUAAUCCGAUGUAUAAUUUUUCAAAUCAACAAUUUACUAAUUUAUCAAAACAUACCGAAGAAACACAAUUAUUCGAUAUAAUAAAAUCAACUGACAUCGAAUCCAACGCGUGUAGUAAUAAUAAUAAUAAUUAUUAUGAUUAUUAUUUACAAAAUGUAAAACAUUUAUUUGAAUGUGCUAAUACUAUUCAUAUACAAAGAACAACUCAAUUACGUGCAGAAAUACGUGAUCUAUCACAUAGACUACAAGGAUUACAGACAAAUCGAGAUAUGCAUUAUCGUGAAAUACAACGUUUACAUUGUGAAAAACAACAAUUACACAACGAGUUCACCAACCAAAUCUCACGUUAUGAAGAUCGUCUCACGGAAUUACAUAGUGUCAUUGCAGAAUUACGACGUCGUUUAGAACAUUCAGAAUCAAAUAUUAUACAUGAAGUAGAAGAAUUCGAAGAGAAUGAUCACGAUGAUGAUGAUGAUGUUGAUGACGGUGAUGAGAACGAGGAUGAGGCGGAGCAGGAGCAACAGCACGACAAGCAGGUUGAUAAUAAUAAUAAUAGUGAUGGAUUAAUAAUCAAAAACAAAUCUGACGAAAAAUCGAUAAAAUCAAAAUUCCCACCAAUCACUGCAUCCAAUCAUAAUCAUGCUAAUACUAAUAACCAAUCAGCAGUGAAUUAUAAUGAAUUCGUUGAAAAUACACAUGAUGACAAUAGUGAUACAUCAGUGGAUGUGAUGAUGGACGGUGAUGAUGAUGAUGACGAAGUUGAUGGUGACGAUGCUGAUGCACCAGUGGAACAUAUUCAUCAUAAACCUAUUGAUAUUGUUCGACAAUAUCAACAUCAGUCAAAAUCAAUCGCAUCGAAUUAUUUCAUGUUACAAACAACUAAUCUUAUUUAUGAUCAAUUAAAUCAUAGACAUGGAUUAAGUUAUCCAGAAAAGAAUAUGGAAGAUAUGUCUAAAAAUGAUAAUCAUGAUCUU